Hypanus sabinus (Atlantic stingray) is the source of this 779-nucleotide messenger RNA. RefSeq names its product barrier-to-autointegration factor-like. The record is from RefSeq and is a predicted model, not a curated record. Gene Ontology annotation, molecular function: DNA binding. The coding region runs from base 322 to 723 and encodes 133 amino acids. NCBI's taxonomy places the organism in Eukaryota, Metazoa, Chordata, Chondrichthyes, Myliobatiformes, Dasyatidae. The transcript has 4 exons.
UGCCUUGCCCACUAGGCCACACGCCAACACCAUGGUGUACUGAUAAAAAUUGGUUAAUAAAAUGAAGUAAAAUUGGCUACGAGACUUUUGAUUGGCCAGCUCAUUCUGUUCCUUGUGCUUAGUUCCCGCAUGGCCAGUUUUCUGAUUUAGAUAUUUGUCAGGGAUAAUUUUCAGAUCUUGCACUUGAACAAGCACACAAUGUUUACAGAAACAAUGCACAGCUGACAAGCCUGCUGUUUUGCAGAUGAGAUCUUUCCCCACCCACCAAGCUCUGUGGAAAAACAUAACGAAAGCAAGAACACAAGGGGAGGUGCAGUUAGAAUGGACGUGUUGAAUGACCACUGGUGGGAAAAUUGUACCAGAGUGGCUUGGGACAAGGUGACAUCAUCUCCAGGAGUGCGUUCAACCAGACCUAUAUCUGUUGUUUUGUAUGAUUUAAGAGACUGCGUGAUGAUUUCAACAUCACACAAGCACAGGAAUUUUGUGUCUGAACCAAUGGGAAACAAAUCAGUUUCUGCCCUGGCUGGAAUCGGAGCAACACUUGGAAGAAAACUAGAAGAACAAGGUUUUGAUAAGGCUUAUGAAGUGCUAGGCCAGUUCCUUGUUCUGAGAAAGGAUGAUGAAUUAUUUAAAGACUGGUUGAAAGAUAUUUGUGGAGCCAACAGCAGACAAGCUGGACAGUGUGUCUUCUGUUUACAGGAAUGGUGCAAUGCUUUCCUGUAGUUAAUAUUCUUGUCUAAAGCAUGUAUGAAUUUCGUUACUUAUGAUCUGGAUUAAUA